CCCACACUGGUAGAGGGGAGAAAGAGUGAAGAAGAGGGGAGAGAGAAAAAUAAGUUUUCUUCAGGAGCGGGAGGAGUAACAAAGGACAGCAGGGGACUUUUCUUUACAUGCUUUCCCCCCCUCUUUUUGCUGUUAUUGCUGUCUUUCCUCCCCUUUCCCCAUCUUUCCUUGUCCUCCUUUUCAUUCCUCUUCUCAUCCCGGUUCUUCCCCCAGCUCCCGCCGUGGGGUCUCAACUGUCCGUCUCCCUCCCCCCUUCCCUUUCUCCCUACCUCCCCCGGGCCUUGCUUGGAGCCUCCAGGCUGCUGCGCCGCAGGAGGAUGUCUCGCAGGGAGUCUCCCCCACCGCCCUCACCAGAGCAACUGUUUGGUGUGAGGGGCAGGGAGGUGGAUUGCGACGACCGUCCAAAGCGCACAGAACCGUUGUCUGAUGCCGAGCGUGAGAUCAUCCAGGAUACUUGGGGGCACGUGUACAAGAAUUGUGACGACGUGGGGGUGUCGGUUCUCAUAAGAUUCUUCGUGAACUUUCCAUCUGCCAAACAGUAUUUUAGCCAGUUCCAGGACAUGGAGGACCCUGAGGAGAUGGAGCAAAGCUGCCAGCUUCGACACCAUGCUCGUAGGGUGAUGAAUGCCAUCAAUACUGUGGUGGAGAACCUCAAUGACCCUGAGAAGGUGUCGUCAGUAUUAGCUCUGGUGGGGAAGGCUCAUGCUAUCAAGCACAAGGUGGAACCCAUGUAUUUUAAGAUACUGAGUGGGGUGAUGCUGGAGGUGUUGUCUGAAGAUUUCCCAGAAUUCUUCACAGCAGAAGUGCAGAUGGUGUGGACCAAACUCAUGGGUGCCGUGUACUGGCACGUAACAGGGGCCUACACGGAUGUGGGCUGGCUCCAGGUCUCCAGCUCGGCCGUGUGAAGUGUCAGUGGGAAGAAAAUAUGUAAAUGUUUGCAGUGGACUUAAAAGAUACCAGUCUUAAUCAUAAUAAGGGGAAAAAAAAAAGGUAAAAUAGGUUUUCAAGCUCAAGUUCUGCAAGAAAGGUUUCACAGACAUGGUGAUGAUGAUGAUGAUGAUUAUGACGAUGCGUAACCUGUUCAUCUGCACAAUAAUUAUUUUUUGUGUAAUUCUGGUUCUGGGGCUGCAUUGCUGUUUGUUUGUUUUGUUUUUGUUUUGUUUUGUUCACUACAUUCCACAGAUAACCAAAAUCUACAAAUACUAAUGGUAUUUUAGCUCAAGUAAAUGAUGGUUAGGUAUGUGUUUUGGCCUUGCAUGGGUAAUAUUAAUUAUCUAGUCAAUUGUCGCCUGUGGCUAACCCCACAAGGGAAGCAAAAGCAUGACUUCAAGCAAGUGAAGGCCAGCAGAGGUGCCCCCUCCCAAUUUUCUUGUCCCCGUAAUUUCCCCUUUGCUAAGAUCACAUCCGGCACAUGUCAAGCUCUUCUGUCUGAGACAAAGUUUUUUAGUUGAAAGUAUAAAAAAAAAAUACUUGGCCAGGUAGUUCCUACUAUUGGUUGUCUGGAGACCUGCAGAUGGUGAAGCUGUCGUGAGCUUUAAUACAUUUUUCCUGCCUUAGUAACAAGCACAAGACCGACAGAAAAUGGUGCUCAUUUUGCUCCCUGAAAGAAGAUAUCUUAGCUAUUAGAUUUGCAACCCGGAAUUAUUGAUUUGAUGUCAACUGAGAACAUUUUUUACAUCUUGUUCAAUGUUUAAUAGCAAGGAAAUACUCUUGUUCUUGAGAACAUAAAACACACCUAAAAAUAACAAUGCUUCCUCCCAAAAAGCAUUUCCAAGGUUGCAAAGCCUGUUUUCUAUAUAAAAAUGAGGCCCCGUGUAAAAUGCUUCAAAUGAUCACGCCCAUGGCAUACAGCUUAGUCAGGUGUCACCGUUGAGUCUUGUUUGGUGCACUUUGGCUUAUCGAAGUCUUAACAGUGACAAUGAAGCAAAAAGACACAUUGAGAGUUUUACAAUUCAGCAAAGAAGGAGGCUCAGUUGCAUUUGCAUGAACUAUACACAGCCAUCAGUGCCUGGUCACAAGCUGCUGUGGUGUGGAAUUUCAUUGUUCAACAAGGAACUGGUGAUUGUGUUAGGUGAGUCUUGUACCAAUGGCAUAUUCAAGAUGAUCACAGAAGUGUUCAGUUGAGAAGAGCUCAGGACAUUCGGCAGGCUCAUCCAUUUUUGUUUUACUCCCAAAGAGAUUAUAAAGGCCUGCCAUCUCAGUCCUGGCAUUCCUUUAAUUGAUGAUGAGCCUUGUUUUUGCCAUGAAAGCGAUGCCACCCUACACAAUAGCACUGGCUCCACCAAAAACGAUUUCUCUUUCCGUGCAGCAGCGGGCGUGUGGAAUGGCUGCAUUUUGUCUGUUCCAGUCAGGAUAGGAAACUUUUGGCCACAUCUUAAUGCAAACGCUAGAGAAUCACUCUUCUUCGGAAACUCACUUUGUCGUUUUUCUCCCAUGUAUCACCUGUUUCUUGAAACACAGCCAUCAGUUUCGAGGCGGUACACUGUCACACCAAAUAAUAAAAAAAAAUGUCAUGGUAAAUUGUCUCAAAUUUUCCCUACCGCACAAGCCUGAUUCAAGAACAACUAAACGUGACAUGUCAAAAAAAAUGUACUCAAAGUGCAACACAAAAUGACAACAUUAUCAAUAACAUGAGUGGAGAUAUAAUAACAAUAACCCCAAUAACACAGGAGUGCUUGAGCCUAUCCCAGCUGUCAUCAGGUAGGAGGGAGGGUACACCCUGAACUGGUUCCCAGCCAGUUGCAGCCCCAGAACCUUUUUUUACAUUAAAUAUUAAUGUUUUUCAACAAUGAAAAUAAAAUUACGAGUGGUAUGUUCAAUCUUGGAACUAACAGCCAGGUAUAUAACAUUUACAUUUAACAGCGCUUGCAUUGAAAUUUUGACAUGACUUAAUGGUCAGUGUACAGAUAAAGCAUAUCCAAAUAACUGGAAUAUUGACUAAAUGUGUUUUUUUUUUUUUAUUAAAAUUGACACAAAUCACCCAAAAUGUAAUUUAUGUGGAAACCUGCUCAGAGAGAUAUAUCCUUGAGUUGCACAUAUUGUAUGAAUACACCUCAAAAUAUUUUGAAAGUAUAAUGUGAAAUGUGUUUAGAGGGAAUGAUUUGAAACUGUAAGGGUAGGGGGGAGUGGAUAGUUGAAGCCCUACCAUUGGGACCAUGGAACUGCUGACUGUUAACCAUUUUUGUACACUUUAUGCCCUAAAAUCCACAGAUUUAAGGGGCUGUGCUCGUCACUUUGUUGAUACAUAUAUCAAUGCAUCAUGUACUCUAAAUAUCUACUUUUUGCCCUGUUGUUUGUCCAAGUGUACUCUUCAGCCUUUUGUCAUGCACUUUCUCAUGAAUCUGUUUCUGCGCUAGAGAGAACUGUUUGGUUUCGGUGGAGUGCUUCACAUACGGUGCACUCUUUUAAACAAACACAAUGACGGUGCGAAAGUGAGAUGGAGAACAGCCGCAGGUGGGCACGAUCAGCAACCACACAUGCACACCUUUCAUGUUUCAAACCUCCUCUACGCUAAUAUUUACAAGCCUGUCACUUAGUUUACGUUCAUCAAAGAGACAUGCCGCAUUAAAGACUCCAUUAAGCCCUUUAAAAACCCUUCUGGAGGUCUCGGAAACCAAGAGCUUGUUCUAACAAGAAUUUAGUCAGAUUUUGUACUUAAGGUACAAAAGAUACAGUAGAAAAAAAGAUGUUUUGUGUGCUGAAAACUCUUACUUUUUAUAUGGAUCACAUUUCGAAAAAAUCUAAAACCUUGAAACGAUGACAAUAUAUUGCAUUUUAGAGGAAAUGUUAGUGUAUAAUAUCCGCUUUGUUAGUAGAAAGAUGGACAUACUUUCUUUACCAAUCCAGUGGAGGAAAUCAAAGGUUUUUAUCUGUUUGUCCUGAAUUUUUAUGAGAGUAUGUUUAAAAUCUGAGGUGCCAUUUGUAACUUACUUUCUCUCUAAAAUCAUCAUCUCACAUCUGUACACCUAUAGCCAAAAUGUGAAAAGUCAUUUUUCUACCAUUAAGGACUUGGAUGGACGUAUGUGGGGAUUUCGCAUUGAUCCUAGUUUUGCAUGCCAUGCCAUUUGUAAUGCCCAUGUCGCUAUUAAAUUCCCAAGGAUACACUGCAAAUCUGUUUAGGGCAGACAUUUGAUCCAAUCUGGAGCUUGCAUCUGCUCCACUGAUGUCCUGUUUCUCCCAUUCGGCUGUCGUCUGCAUCAGCAUCUGGCAUUUAUGAGGAGGCAAUGAGUCGCCGCUCGUCCUUUUCUGGUCAUUUGUCUACUUAACGUAACGUCCCAUUGCCUUGGUGAUGGUCGUAGUCACAGAUAGUGAAAACCCUUUUACAAAUAGCCGUACGCUCUCAUCAUACAAUUUCAUUCAGUGAGAACGAUUCUUCCUAAGAUCCCCUUCCAAACACUAAAGAAGAGGUUACAUUUAGUUUGCAGCCAUAAAUGAAUUAGAAAAUGAGAAGAAAUGCCUUUGUCUGACUUGCAUUCUGUUUCUGAUUCGGUUUUCAUUCAGAUUAAAUGAAAUUAAAAUCUAUUUUCUCAAACUCACUAUAGAUGAUUAUAGUUUCUAUUGAUCCAUCUGUUAGACUUAUUCAUAUCUAAACUGAUUGAUAUACUUAGGGCCACACUGAAAAAACCCCAAAUAUUUAAGCUAGUAAGUAAAAAGGAGGGAGGUUUUGAGGAAAAAAAGUCACAUUUUAGGAUGAUAGGUUAGGGUGAUAUACCAAAACGUUUUUGUGAAUAUAUAUUUCAGUUUAGCCUAGCAAGUUCCUCAGUGUAUUGCAGUUAAAUCGCAAACUUUUCUGCAAUAUUGCAACUCCCUUUCAAUGCCCUCUCUUGCAUAUUUCAAUUUUUUUAUGUAAAAUGACUAAUCUUGUAAUAUUUCAGCAUCCAUUUUCUGUACCGAUUAUCCUGUUCAGUGUAAUGGGGAGCUGGAUCCUAUCGCAAGUCUCUUGUGGCAAAAAGCAGACAUUUCAAUAUAAGAUAAAGACAGAUAAACAUUUACGCCACCACUGGAUGGAAACUGAACCCUUGCUGCCUGCGUGGAGGUUUUACCAAGUGAUUUGUCAGGGACUUUUACUACUUUUUAGUUUGUUUUCAAUAUGGCCCAAACAUCCCUUUCCAUAUACCACACGCUCGACUUUUCGCCAGUCAAUAAAUCCAAGUGAAUGAGGUAUGGAGCAAAGAUGGUCGAUUGUUCACGGCCGAUAAGGCCUCCCUUCUCCGCUAGCAGAAGCAGUGAUGUACAUUUGAAACCUAUUUUCUAUUUUAUUCAUGAAAUUUGAUUCAUUAAUUGCCAACUAAAUAUGCUCCUCUUUUUCUUUGCACUUCUCCUGAGUGCAAUCAUUUCAAUAUGUAUAUGUGGAUGAUGGAUUUUUUUUUCUCUAUCCAACAAAAUUUCAGCUUUUGUGUGCUACCAUAUCAAUCAAAUCUUCCUAAACCAAGGGCCUUCAAAACCAGUAGUGCUGAGUGAUGUAGUUUAAAACAGUAGCAGUCCUCACGGGGUCAUCAGAUGUAAAAAAUGUCUUCCUGUGAAAGAACCAAGUCAUUUUCAAGUACUAUCUGGAGCCUAUAAAGCCCAACAAUUAUAGGAUCCAUUUGUUUAUGACUGGAAUACCUGGUUCAAUGCAAAUAUUUCUCAACAGUGAAGUGAGAAAAUCAUAUUCAAACAUAAUGGGUUGCUCCUCCUGCCAGCCUGCAGGCUUUGUGUUGAUUUGCAUCAAGUUGUCAUCAUUCUUACAACACCCAAACACAAAGAUACAACAUACCUAACUUUUCUUCAUACUUUACUUACACAUGCAUGCACAAACACACACAGCAUGCACGCAGACAUACAAACCCAAUUGUGUAUUAAAUUGGCUGACUUGGACAUGUCCACGCACGCCAAGUAUACCACAGCACUCAAUCAAAUACAUACUGUACUUGGAAAAAAUAACGACACAACUACCAUGCUUAAGGGCAUCACAGGAUAUACUGUAUGUGAAUCUGUUUUGUUGUGAAACGUUUCUGUCAAUGAGUUAUUAAAUGCGCAGACUUAAUUAUAUUUUUCUAAAUAUAUCUAGGAUAAUGAUUCGACAUUUGAAUACUAUAUUGACGUGUCAUUGUAUACUAUGUUAUUGGUGGGAGGAAGUGCAGUGGCUUUGUCGUGUUUCGAGCAUGU
Syngnathoides biaculeatus (alligator pipefish) is the source of this 6147-nucleotide messenger RNA. RefSeq names its product cytoglobin 2 (gene cygb2). NCBI's taxonomy places the organism in Eukaryota, Metazoa, Chordata, Actinopteri, Syngnathiformes, Syngnathidae. The transcript is spliced from 3 exons. The record is from RefSeq and is a predicted model, not a curated record. Gene Ontology annotation, biological process: oxygen transport. Gene Ontology annotation, molecular function: iron ion binding; heme binding; oxygen binding. Bases 108 to 905 code for a protein of 265 amino acids.